CGAUAGCAGCAGCAGCCACCACACUGUCCCCCGCUUUACUGAGUCUCUCCACAGGCAGCUAAAGCAGCAGAGCACUUGGAUUCCAAGUGCUGCUCAAACCUGCCACUUCCUCAGCAAUUGUUUUAGGAUUCUGCGGCAGUACUCGAACAUAUUCUGCACAGGAUUUUGUAUGGGGAGUUCUUGAUUGAAAGAUUGGCUCUUUUCACUGCAGAAGUGUUACGGUACUGUGAAACGCCCCCUCUACAAUAGACCACCUUUUGCUUGAUUUUUUUUUACACUGUCACUUUGGCAGCUAUUUUCUCUUCAUUUCUCUUCCCCUUUUGGCUUUUUGUUUUAAACUACUCCCUUUUUUUGGUAAAGCUGUGCUGCAUCACUAAACCACAUUAUGCUGUGCCCUGCACCCUUUGCCUUCCUCCUCCACCUCUGCUAGGCAGUGGGAGUAUGGAUGCUGCUGUUGUGACGACCUCUCCUUCUUUUAGUCCACUGCGGAUCGGCAUGCUGAAUAAUCCUGCUGUCAAUGGGUGAGGACAUUGAUGCACGAAAAAUCAACAACAGCUUCCUCCGAGACCAUAACUAUGUGACAGAAGCUGAUAUCAUUUCUACUGUAGAAUUCAACCACACUGGAGAAUUGCUGGCUACAGGGGACAAGGGGGGUCGUGUUGUAAUAUUUCAGAGAGAGCAAGAGACAAAAAGCCAGCCUCACCACCAAGAUAAAACCAUUAAAUUGUGGAAGGUCAGUGAAAGGGAUAAGAGGCCAGAAGGUUAUAACCUCAAAGAUGAAGAAGGUAGAAUGAAAGAUUUAUCAACAGUUACAGUGUUGCAGGUCCCAGUACUGAAGCCGAUGGAUCUGAUGGUGGAGGUGACUCCACGGAAGAUCUUCGCUAAUGCUCAUACCUAUCACAUCAACUCAAUUUCAGUCAACAGUGACUGUGAGACGUAUAUGUCAGCUGAUGACCUCAGGAUAAACCUCUGGCACUUAGGAAUAACAGACAGGAGUUUCAACAUUGUAGAUAUUAAGCCAGUAGACAUGGAAGAAUUGACUGAAGUUAUCACAGCAGCUGAGUUUCACCCUCACCACUGUAACCUCUUGGUCUACAGCAGCAGCAAGGGAACUCUGCGGCUCUGCGACAUGAGGACAGCUGCUCUGUGCGACAAACACGCCAAAUUGUUUGAGGAGCCAGAGGAUCCCAGUAAUAGGUUCUUCUUCUCAGAAAUAACCUCUUCCGUGUCCGAUGUGAAGUUCAGUCACAGUGGCCGGUAUAUGAUGACACGAGAUUACCUCACUGUCAAAGUCUGGGAUCUCAAUAUGGAAACCAAGCCUAUAGAAACAUAUCAGGUUCAUGAUUACCUCCGGAGCAAGCUUUGUUCUCUUUACGAGAAUGAUUGCAUCUUUGACAAGUUUGAAUGUGCAUGGAAUGGCUCAGACAGUGUUAUUAUGACUGGUGCCUACAAUAACUUCUUCAGGAUGUUUGACCGGAACACAAAACGAGACGUCACGCUGGAAGCUUCCAGAGAGAACAGUAAACCACGGGCAGUGCUUAAACCACGCAGAGUCUGCACGGGAGGCAAGAGGAGAAAAGAUGAAAUUAGUGUUGACAGUUUAGACUUUAACAAGAAGAUCCUGCACAUGGCCUGGCACCCAACAGAGAACAUAAUAGCAGUGGCCGCGACAAACAAUCUCUACAUAUUUCAGGAUAAAGUGAACUCUGAGAUGCACUAGGUUUAUAAAUACCUUGGCGUAAUUAUAAACCGGCCUUUUUUUCUGACCUUUCUGCCAAUGAUCUUCACAAAGUUGAAUUCAUCUUAGUGGAAUUGUGGAGUGUGAUUUCUCAUUAAUAUGUAUCACUUGUCAGUCAGAAUUGAUUUUUGUCUGUCACUGGGGGUGAGCUGAGCACUGCAAAGGGGCAGGUGUGACUACCAUCAACACAGUUACACCUCUUCUCCAGCCAACGCUUCAGGCUUCUUAGAGAAUUUACCGGUUGAAAUCUUUUUCACCUAACAUCUCCAAAUUAAUAGACAAAGACACAAACAGGAUCUAAUUACCAUUUAAUUCCUGAUACAUUUUUGGUCUUUUUGGUGGAUUCAUAUGGCCAAACAUCAGUAAAUAGUUUGAGCAGGAACCUGAAAGAUUUUUAAAAAACAGUCUUUGUUGUGUCAGUCUGCCCACAAUCCAAUUUAAUAGAUCGCUAGCCAAAUUUAUGGCAAUUUAAAUAAAAAUUGUUUUGUUAGAUAAUUUGAAACAGAAUAUGGUGGGAAUGUAUAGCUGGUCAGGCAGCAUCUGUAGAGAGAAGCAUAAUUAAAAUUUCAGGUUGAUUCAGCAGAAUAGUUCUCUACUUUAAUCUCUGUAGGUGCUGCCUAUGUUUCCAGCAUUUUAUUAUUAUUUCAAACUUGUAGCAUCUGCAGUUUUUGCUUUUCUAAGGACAAAUGGAUUCCAAUAGUAUUCUCUUGCCAAUUAGCUUGAAUAUUUGGAAAUGAUCCAUCUUUCCUUUAAGAUUGCUGAGAAUUGUUGGAAGCGAAGUAGGUUUGCUUAUUUGCACACUGAAAAUAUGAACCAAAAAAUAACAAUUGCUGUCAGAUUUGGCAUAAAUGAUAGUAAUUUGGCAGUCUGAUUUAAAGGCAUUUACGUUAAAAUCUGACAGUACAAGGAACAUUGUUUUGAAGUUGCAGUUGAGGUGAAAAUUUAUGAAUAUUUCAUUGAACGUAAAUAAUUUUACAGCUGAUUCCAAAACUUUUUGUCAGUGUCACACUGCCAAAUAUGAAAAUUGUCCAUAAUUCAGCACAGCAUUUGCGGGAGAAAUCCAAGGUUAUGCAAUUUUAUUUCAAAAAAUAUCUUCAGAAUUUUGAAACAAAAAUCCUUACGUUAAUAAUUCUUCAAACAGCUGAAAAUCUACUUGUACUCUGACCAAACAGAACCAUUGAACGAAUCAUUAGAUAAACCGAGACAAAGCUGCAAUUUUUAGAAACUGUUUAAGUUGAAUUUUUUGUGACCUGUUAUAAAUUUUUAGAUGGCCUUCAAAGAUAUUAGGUGGAAUGUUAGAUAUUUGUACAGACUUCAGAAAUGGAGCGCAUCAUUAUUUGGAAUAUCCCUGAUAUAACCAUUGAUCUCUGUAUUGAGUCUGAGGGCAGAAAGGACAGUAAUGUUACUUUUUCAUUUUGCAGAUGCUUGAAAUAAAGCAGAAGGAUAAAGUAUCAGCUGAUAGUGCCUCUAUUGAACCUGUUGUGUGCUGACAAUACCAGUUUUUGUGUUAUGGUUAACCAGACGGAAAGAUAAAAUAAUGGAAGUCAUUACAAUUUAAACACUAUUUAAUUCUUAUGUCCAUAGUUCAGCAUUGAAAAGCCACAAGACUUGCUGUGUUUUUAUAUUUUACUAAAUUUCUCAAUAACCUAAAAUGACAUGCUUAAAAGUGGACAGUGUUAGGUUGGGGAGGGUGGGGGGAGUGAUGGAUUGGGAACGGAGGAUAAUGAGUGUUGUGAUGCAGAAGGCACAAGUACUUUGUCUUUAUUCUUAUCCUUUAUUAAAGAUUCUGAAAUAUCAUUGAGUUUUGGAAAUGUUCAUUGGGAAAAUUGGCCCUGAAUCAUAAAGCACAAUACAGUUUAAGUGAAUUGGUUAACCUUGUCAAAAUGUAAUGGAUGUGUGAAAAUUCAGUGUGUUCUGGUACUCUUCUUGACUCCCUGCUUCACUGGACAGACUCAUGAUCACUAACACUAACUUCUUGGAGAAAGAACUGAAUAAAAACUAUUAAAGAUUGAGGAGAUUGUAUUGAAU
Hypanus sabinus (Atlantic stingray) is the source of this 3766-nucleotide messenger RNA. Its product is annotated as serine/threonine-protein phosphatase 2A 55 kDa regulatory subunit B gamma isoform. The record is from RefSeq and is a predicted model, not a curated record. Gene Ontology annotation, biological process: peptidyl-serine dephosphorylation. NCBI's taxonomy places the organism in Eukaryota, Metazoa, Chordata, Chondrichthyes, Myliobatiformes, Dasyatidae. The transcript has 9 exons. Gene Ontology annotation, cellular component: protein phosphatase type 2A complex; cytosol. Gene Ontology annotation, molecular function: protein phosphatase regulator activity; protein binding. The coding region runs from base 518 to 1720 and encodes 400 amino acids.